ACUGAUUCACUUUUUUUCCACGUAGCUGCGCCUUUUCCAUGAAGGCGUCAUUACCCAGGCUUUGGACGGUCGGCAACCAAUGAUGAGCACAGGCAAGUGCGUUUCGCUCUAGCAUUGCAUCGCACAUCUUCGAGUUCUAAAGUGUGCCGGACCAGAUUGUAGCUAUGUCGGCCCUGGACGCUGUGUGUUUGGGAUCUGUAGGAAAGUUUGCAGGAUUGUCGUGCUCUGCAUCAGAUCUAUCUCCCGGGAGCCGCUUGUUGGCGACAGUCGAAGUUAAUUCUACGAGAUUUGGAGGAGUCAUUUGUUUCGGUUCGAAAGAUGGACAGAUGAAGCCAGUUUCGUUCAAUUCACGCUGGAGUAGGAUGACAGUUUUGAAACGUACCUGUGAUCACGCAAAGCUCUGUUCUCCGCUGGCAGCGGCAGAUGGUCUGCUGAGUGGUAGUAUUUUCGGAGUUCCAAAGCAAUCUACUCCAAACACGGAUACAUUUGAGGUGGAAGAAAAAGUUCGUGAUUAUGAGCUGGACCAAUAUGGAGUGGUGAACAAUGCUAUAUAUGCUCAUUAUUGUCAACACGCUCGACAUGAGUUGUGCGAAGCAAUUGGAAUGAGUGCAGAUGCUGUUGCGCGGACAGGAGCUGCCCUUGCCCUUUCGGAUCUAAAUCUGAAGUUUGUAGCACCUCUCAGACCAGAGUGGUGACCGGUAUGUGGUCACAGCUAAGCUUGUCAGUUCGAGUGCAGCUCGCCUUAACUUCGAGCAAUUCAUAUACAAGCUGCCCAAUAGGGAGGUGAUACUGGAAGCCAAAGCUACUGUAGUUUGUCUUGACAAGAACUACAAGCCAACUCGAAUACCAGCAGAAUUCAAGUCCAAACUCGUGAUGUAUUGCAGAAAUCAAGCCUGAUCAGAUCCAUAAGGCCUUGGGGCUUGAGGCCCUUGACAACAGCUUUCGGAGACUGGAUUGUAGAAUGGAUUGGAUAUCCAUGCGUCAUAUAUACUAUUUCUCGUCAUCUAUUGCUGGCCCUAAGUUGAGUCAAGGCCUAAGAAUUUGAGCAAUUUUGACUUCAGCGAAGACCGUGAAGAUGACCAGGCACAACCAAGUCAAAUUGAUCCAAGUUACCUGAGUUACUUGUGCUUUCCAAAUAAAUGUUUGGUCAACCUCAAGUAUUGUCACUAGUAGUUUACUGUCGUAUCUUACUUGGACGUUCUAGAGCAUCCGCUUUCUCCGCGAUUGCAGAGAGUUUUGUAAUGGAGUUUUCACUUUCCCAUAUAUUUCUUUUGCGCGCAUGAUUGAAUAGAUUGGGUGCUUACUAUCAUAUAACAAGGUGAAUUGGAUUUUAUCGAUACAUUGCCUUAUUUUUUCAAUCUAAGGUGUACCGAAUUUU
Molecule: messenger RNA, 1378 nt
Organism: Marchantia polymorpha subsp. ruderalis
Lineage: Eukaryota; Viridiplantae; Streptophyta; Marchantiopsida; Marchantiales; Marchantiaceae
Source: the annotation of a GenBank genome assembly